Molecule: messenger RNA, 461 nt
Organism: Metopolophium dirhodum (rose-grain aphid)
Lineage: Eukaryota; Metazoa; Arthropoda; Insecta; Hemiptera; Aphididae
Product: kelch-like protein 2
Exons: 2
Coding region: 147-461 (104 amino acids)
Molecular function (GO): protein binding
Source: RefSeq, a predicted model, not a curated record
UCCCUGUAGAUUUUUAGGUCAAGGGAUUUUAUUCCGCAAGUUGUAAUAAUUUAAUUGUUUAUGUAGGAGGUUAUAAUGCUGACCAGUUCUUCAAUUCAGUGGAGUGUUAUAACCCCAAUUUGGGUUUAUGGUGCCUAGCUGCAGAAAUGACUGAACUUCGUGCAGGAGCUGGUGUAACAGUGUUAAAUAAUGUAAUAAUGUAUGCUGUAGGUGGCUUUAAUAGUACAAUUACACAUAAUAGUGUUGAGGCGUAUACAUCUAGUACACUACAAUGGACAAGUGCUGCACCUAUGAACUACACUCGGAAAAUUGCAGAUAUAGUUGCAUUUAAUGGCUUGCUAAAUGAUAGUUAUAAAGAUUUGAAAUCCAUGGAACAAUACAACCCUGACACAAAUACCUGGUCUGUGGACAGAAUCAGAGCUGGAUUAUACACAAUCCAUACUAGGUAUAGUAGUAACUAG